Molecule: messenger RNA, 924 nt
Organism: Aspergillus heteromorphus CBS 117.55
Lineage: Eukaryota; Fungi; Ascomycota; Eurotiomycetes; Eurotiales; Aspergillaceae
Exons: 3
Coding region: 313-801 (162 amino acids)
Source: RefSeq, a predicted model, not a curated record
GCCGUUUCCUAUCACUAACGGCAUGAUCCUGUAAACAACAGACAAAACCCGGGGAACACGCCACGGGCUCUGCAACCCCAAGACAUGUCUCAAUAGUCCCAACGAUCGACAGCUUGGAAGCUGAAUAGCCCCGUCAAGUGUCCACCCGUCUCAUCUUUGAGGCUGGGCAUGACCUCACACUUCAGACCCGGAUUCGCUCCCUUGAUGUAUAUAAACCCACUGAACACCUCCCAUCAAACCUCAUCAUUCAUAACCAAACUCCCACUCUACACAUCCAGACCAUCCAACCAACCAACCAACCAAUUCUUCAAAAUGAAGUUCUCCAUGAUCGCUCUCUCCGGCCUUGCCAGCGCCGUCUCCGCCGCUUCCCUCCCGUCGCGCUUCACCCUGAUCGCCGAUGACAACAAGCCCGUCCUGACUGAUGGCCAAUAUGCCUACAUCGGCGGCAACGUCUCCAACACCAGACAAAAGCUCAUCCUCUCCGGCGGCUCCACCGGCGGCAUCUCCUACACUGCCAAGAACGCCGUCCCGACGGCCUUCCAGACCCUGUACAUCAUCGAAGACAACGUCUCGCCCAUCGGUCUCACCAUCCCGCACUCCGGCGCCGUGCCCGAGGGCGCCAACACCACCGCUUUCGGUGUCAGUGACGAGGGUCUCUUGACUCAGGGUGGAAAGCCCUGGUUUGCCAUCGAUGGGUAUGGGGAUGUCCAGGAGAAGCAGGUUUAUUGGUAUGGAGCGCAUAAUGCGGAGUUUGAGGCCGCGAACUUGAAGGUUCAGGAGUGUACGGAGGAGGAGUGUUAGAGUCGGACUCGGAAAGAGUCUUGGAGGUGUGCUGGGGUUUUGGCGGGGCUUGUGCGGGGCAGGGGGUGUAUAUUAAAGAGGGGGUGUGUGUAAGGUAAUUGAUAAUUGUAGUUAUUAUUUGCA